Mangifera indica (mango) is the source of this 1386-nucleotide messenger RNA. Its product is annotated as zinc finger protein GAI-ASSOCIATED FACTOR 1-like. The transcript has 3 exons. NCBI's taxonomy places the organism in Eukaryota, Viridiplantae, Streptophyta, Magnoliopsida, Sapindales, Anacardiaceae. Gene Ontology annotation, molecular function: DNA-binding transcription factor activity. The record is from RefSeq and is a predicted model, not a curated record. Gene Ontology annotation, cellular component: nucleus. Bases 1 to 1386 code for a protein of 461 amino acids.
AUGUCAAACUUUGUUCAGGAAUUUGAGGAAGAUGAACAGCUUCAAAGCACUAUUAUAUCUCAGUCUUCUAAUGGAAGCCCUUCUCAUGUUGAAAAUUGCGGUGCUGGUGGUGGCUCCAUGCCUUCCACCACCUCUUCAAAAAAGAAAAGAAAUCUCCCAGGAAAUCCAGACCCAGAUGCAGAAGUUGUGGCAUUAUCUCCAAGGACGCUGAUGGCAACCAAUAGGUACAUGUGUGAAGUGUGCCAUAAAGGAUUUCAGAGAGAUCAAAACCUUCAGCUUCACAGGAGAGGCCAUAACUUGCCCUGGAAGUUGAAGCAAAGGCCAACCACGCAGGUUAAGAAGAGGGUUUAUGUUUGCCCUGAGAUUAAUUGUGUGCAUCAUGAUCCAAGCAGGGCUCUUGGUGACUUAACAGGCAUCAAGAAGCACUUCUGCAGAAAGCAUGGAGAGAAGAAAUGGAAGUGUGAUAAGUGCUCUAAACGCUAUGCUGUUCAAUCUGACUGGAAAGCUCACACAAAAAUUUGUGGGACUAGGGAAUAUCGUUGCGAUUGUGGUACUAUUUUCUCAAGGAAGGACAGCUUUGUGACGCAUAGAGCCUUCUGCGAUGCAUUGACGGAGGAAAAUUACAAGGUGAACCACAACCUUGCAGCUGCCACCGGUGGAAUGUUACAGAACCAAGCCCAAGAACUCUUCACUUCAUCAAUGCCAAGCUCUGAUUCUGCAGCCUCAUACACGAACACCAACACAAUGAUGAACCUUUCAAUCUCUACUCAUGACAACAUGGACUCUUCACUGAGGCCAUUAUCUCUGAGCUCAGCAGCCGGAGUCAUGAUCUCAACCAAUCUCGAUCCCCUUCUUAAUCCGAGAAUUCCCAGAACGAAUAAUGUCUCUUCCAUGGUACUUGUCAACUCAGCCUUCACAUCCGCAACCGCCUUGCUGCAGAAAGCGGCAGAAAUGGGUGCUAAAAUCAGCGACAGUACCAUCGCCCCGAUUCUUCUUAAAGGCUUUUCAGGCUAUUCUACCAGCAACAUGACCUCUUCAGGAUCAAUUCAGGAGGGUUCAAUGUUGUCAGGAAGCUGCAGCAACAUGGCGACAGCUACAAGUAAUUUAUACGUGGAGUCUGGAGAUCCAAGACAAGGUUAUAACAUUUCUCAGGCCGCGUUGUUCGAGCCUCAUCCUCAGAUUAUGCAAUCGGAAAAUGGAAAUUUGGAAGAAGAAAUGUACAUGGGAGGAAAUGAGAAAAUGACACUCGAUUUCUUGGGAGUGGAGCCUGGAGGGUAUUCUGGUAUUGGGAAGAAAAGGAGCAAUGAUGGAAACCUAAUUGAGUUUGGCGGGUAUCAAAUUGGGCAGCAUCAGCAAAGCCUGCAAAAUUUGCAGUCAAAUUGGUAG